AUGUCCAGGGCCCAGGACAUUGCCACAGCAUUGCUCGUGGCAACCGAGGAGUCGAUCGUGCCUCUCACGGCCAAACAGGUGUCGCAAGGCUCGAAGCUCUUUGGUGCCGCAAUCCUCGACAAAGCCUCGCUUUCAACAGUGCUCGCCGAGACCAACAACGAGCGAGAAUCACCAUUGCUGCACGGCGAAAUCAACUGUAUCCAGCAGUUCUUCAAACUUCCCAAAGACGGUCGGCCCGAGACCAAAGAUUGCAUUUUCUUCGCGACCCACGAGCCUUGUUCGUUGUGUCUGAGUGGCAUAACAUGGUCGGGCUUCAACGAAUUUUACUACAUGUUCACCUACGAGGACAGCAGAGAUCUCUUUGCCAUUCCUUAUGACAUUGAUAUCCUCCAAUCUGUCUAUCAGGUACCAGCCCCUGGAGACACUCCGGAGACACUAGCGGCCAGACCGUUGUACAAUCGGAAGAACAAAUUCUUCACUGCUCAAUCGUUAGCCGAUCUCAUUGAUUCGAUCGAGGACGAGUCGGUCAAGGCGAAGCUUAACAGCGAGCUUCAGCGGGUGAAGCAACUGUACGAUCGACUCAGUGCCACCUACCAGGAAGGAAAGAAGACUGGUGCCGAGUCUAGCAGCUUCUUCAAGUGA
Exophiala spinifera is the source of this 642-nucleotide messenger RNA. RefSeq lists its product as uncharacterized. The transcript is spliced from 3 exons. The record is from RefSeq and is a predicted model, not a curated record. Gene Ontology annotation, molecular function: catalytic activity. Lineage: Eukaryota; Fungi; Ascomycota; Eurotiomycetes; Chaetothyriales; Herpotrichiellaceae. Bases 1 to 642 code for a protein of 213 amino acids.